Folsomia candida is the source of this 922-nucleotide messenger RNA. RefSeq lists its product as uncharacterized. The coding region runs from base 134 to 649 and encodes 171 amino acids. Lineage: Eukaryota; Metazoa; Arthropoda; Collembola; Entomobryomorpha; Isotomidae. The record is from RefSeq and is a predicted model, not a curated record. The transcript has 4 exons.
UAUACGACAGUGACUUUGGCGAGAAGAGGAGUUAUUUGCGUGCUCUUUUCACAAAUUAUUUGGACUGAUUUGUACACCGAUAAAGUAAAUAAAGUAAAUUUUUGAAUAUAUCUUUAAAUAUUUAUUUGCGAAAAUGGUGGAAAUUAAAAGUGCACAAAUUAUCCUUAAAAUCGUCUCGCUGGUUGUCCUCUUCAUCGCAAUGGUGGUUGGGUGCCACGCCCAUUUCAAUAACACCUGGACAACGCUUUGGGGGACGGAGAACUAUCCGGAAGUUUGCAAGAAGACGUUUGCAAAUUGUCCCAGCUCUGCGAUGGGGAUGGAACGAACGUUCGUGGCAUUUACGAUAAUCAUUUUCGUUUUAUCGAUUGCAAAUAUCGUCGUGGGGUUCUUGAUCGAUCCGAAAAAAAAUAAAAUCCCGGACACCGGAUACCACGCCGUGGCGGGAGUAAUUCUACUAAUCGCGGGAUGUUUGAUGAUUGCCGCGGCGAGGGGGAUUGAUUCGGCAAUGGUGCCAGAAGGCAUCCCAAGCGAGGCUAGGAAAUCAUUGUGGAAAGGGUUAAAAUAUUCCAACAAGUUGGCGGGAGGGUCAAUGGCAAUAAUUGACGGAUUAUUAUACGUGAUCACGGCGGGAGUAAUUUUCAAAUAUUAACAAAUUCUGGAAGGAACUAAGUUAUGAGUCAAAUAAGUUUUCAACUUAAUUAAUCAGAGGUCUAUGUCUAUAAUCGUUGUCUUGUUUCUUUUGGUGCCUUUGCGGUAAAGAGUUGAAAUAGUUAGUAAGACUGCAUAUAACCAGUUUUGGAUUAGUGGAUAACAUUCACAAUUAAAAUAUGUUUGUAUGUAUGUCAUUUGUUUUAUUUGUUUGAGGAACAUAUGUACACAAUGUGAGACAUGAAAUAAAUAAACGGUGGCAAACACAGAUACA